Molecule: messenger RNA, 2459 nt
Organism: Rhagoletis zephyria (snowberry fruit fly)
Lineage: Eukaryota; Metazoa; Arthropoda; Insecta; Diptera; Tephritidae
Source: RefSeq, a predicted model, not a curated record
AUUUGACGUCGCGCCCGGUAGAUCAAGCGGAUGCGAGAGCGGUUGUACUAGCAUGUACAAGUGUUGUUUGUGACGUGUAAGUGUAGUAGAAGAGGUGUGCGCGUGUCAGAAAAUGGGGAAAAAAAAUAAAUAAAACAGAUUUUCAAAAGGCAAAAUUUUUUCAGUUGUCGGCAAGACCUCAAGCGAAACGAUGCAUUUACACCUACGAAACUGGUGAAUGUAGUUAAAAGAUAUUAAAAAAAAUUAAAAUUAAUUAAAGUGCUAAAGCAGUGUAAAAAGUUACAUGUUGAAGCUAUGAAAAAUUGCGUGCAACAAAAAACGUUACAAUGGCCGCCACAUCGCUGAUUAAAAAAUCACAUAAGAAAUAUAAAGAACAAAAAACAUUGCCAAAUCAUAAAACACAAAAUAAUUGGCUAUGGCGAAACUGCAGAGGCAAUCACCAACGGAUUGGCACAACAAUAAAUUGCUGGUUGGUGAUGGCAUUGCUCGCACUGUCCGCAUCUUACAGCGGCGCUGAUUACUACAACAAUGGCGGGGAUUGGCGACCACCACUACUACAACCACCACUACAGCCACUCCCACCGCCCUUGGGUACAUUGCAGAACGUCACUUGUAUAGCGCAUGACACCAAAUUCACUUGUGAUUGUCAGCAUAUGAAUCAGCGCCUACAGCUGCCCCACCUGAUCGGCUAUGUGUUCCAAGUAGAGAUAAGUAAUUGCAAGUUUUUGACCAUCGAAGCCAAUGCACUGGAAGAUACGCAAGGCUUGCGUAAAAUUAAUUUUAAGAAUAUCGAAAAUUUAAUAUUAAACAAAUAUGCGCUGGCCUUUCCACGCUACGCCAGCAAUACACCGCUUAUUAUCGAAUUCGAUAGGGUGAAUUUCGAGUUAAUUGAUUCACAUGCAAUCAAUGGUAACAUAGAAGAGAUCUCAUUUAUUGGUGGACGCAUCGAUGUGAUACAUCCAUUUGGUUUCACGACACUCAAAGAUCGCGCUAUUCUACUGAAAAUGGAUAAUGUGCUGGUUAAGCGAAUAGAACCACAGGCCUUCAAAAAGUUCGCAGUCGAACAAUUGGAAAUCCGAAGCUGUAUGUUCCAGACAAAUGUGCCAUCGAAAGCCUUUUACGAACUUGAGGUGCUCAACUCUUUGCGCAUACACAACAACCAAUUUCAAGAGGUGCAUUCGCAUGCAUUUUCAUUUAAAAUAAUCAAUAAACUCAGCAUUACGGGCAACUAUUUUGCUUCCAUCGAUGCUGAGUGGAUUGAAGCAUAUGUGCGGGAAAGCGUCAUCAUACGGGAUAACUAUUUCGGUCUGACUAGUCCGAUUGCUUUCAAAGGCAUCCAUAUUCACCGCGACUACAUGCACAGCGAACUACUCGAGCUGCAGUUCAACAACAAUACUGUACAGUUGCCAUCUGAAACGCGUCCGCUCGAAUUCAACGAUCGCUUUGCGCUCAAUCUCAAGCAAUUACGCUAUGAGAAUACAUACGGCUGUAACGAUUUGGAUACAGCCCAAAAACCACCAAUACCCAAGGAAACAUUCUUUCGCAAUAAUGUUGACAAUAUUUAUGUGCUAACAGUGGCGGCCAAAAAGCUGACAUUAACACCAGCCAAUGGACAAAUGAAUGCAGCAAGCAAUUCCAACGAUUUUGUCCUACUCAACAAAUACAUCGAAACAAAUUGUCAGCCACGUUCCUAUUUGCUAUACAUACUUUUAGGCGUGCUAGCGUUGGUGCUAGUGCUACUUUUAGUUGGUGUAAUUGUGUGGCUGCAAUUGGCCAAACGACGAAAGAAACGCAAAUUGGAUGUCGUUAUGCCAGAGCCGCGCACCUACAAGGAGACGCAAAUCAUCUAUCAGAUCGAAAAUGCGGGACUCCUAAAGACUGACUUGUGAGUGCUAGCCGUAGCAAAGGCUAAGUUGAGGUGUAUGUGGAACGUUUAGAGAUGCUAUGCAAAAUAAUUGCCAUGCCAAAAAAUUUAGAAGUUUACUACAUAUAAUUUAAGCAGAACGUUAUAAAUACACAUGUGCGUAUUGUAUAUGUAUGUACGAGAAGGCAUGAAGUAGGAGGUGAAAAUUAUAGGAAAUCCAAAUACGCUGUUUUACCAAAUUGUAGAGUUAAUUUGUAUAAAAUACGGUAUUUAUGUAGACAUUUUAUAUUUUUGUAUGUUAUGUACAUACAUACAUAUAUACGAAUAAAUUAUAUGCUUAGCUUAGAUUAGGUUAGGUCAGACAGAGGACAGAGGUUAAAUUUAAAGUUAUAGAGAACCAUAUUAUUAUUGUGCGAUAGUGUUCGCGCAGCAGAUAAUUUGUUGAAUUAGUACGAAAGUUUGCCAUUUAGGGACCGUGUUGCAAUGUUUUGCAUUUUUCGUUCAUCUAAAAUUCAAUUAUCCCUCUCUUUUAAUUGCAGUUCUUCGUAAUUUCAUUGCUGAAGUGUUCUUGUUAAAUGUUUACUUGCUGUUUUCA